UUAGAUAGAAUUGUGGUGAGUGAAAGUAAUAAAAAUAACCCCAACGCCGGUGGAGUGGACGUGGACGAGCAAAUCUGAGUGUAGCUGUUCUAUAUUCUCCGUUACGUGUACGUUUGAGGAUAUAAUUACUUGCUGGGCUGCUUAGGAAUCCAUUAUGAACUACUAUAGACCAGAGCCAACUGUGGUGCCGUUCAGUGGCUUCAACGCUGCUGAGGACGGUGCAGCGCUGCGUCAGGCAAUGAAGGGGUUGGGAACUGAUGAACAAGCCAUCAUUGACAUUCUGACCAAGAGAUCCAACAACCAGAGACAGCAAAUCUCCAAGUGGUUCACCGAAGAGUAUGGAAGGGACCUGAUCAAAGACCUCAAAAGUGAACUUGGAGGUAAAUUUGAAGAUGUAAUCAUCGGCCUGAUGUCUCCUCCAGUGGAGUACCUCUGCCAACAGCUCAACAAAGCUAUGAAGGGAGCUGGGUGUGAUGAAAUGGCACUCAUUGAAAUCCUGUGUACCCGCAGCAACAAAGAGAUCAAGGAAAUUAAUGAGACCUAUGAAAGACUGUACAACCGUCCACUGGCUGAACAUGUUUGUAGUGAGACGAAGAGUGACUUCAGAAGAUUUCUGACGCUGGUGGUAACAGCUGUGAGGAAUCCUCCCGGUCAUGUCACUCCAGAGAAGGCUAAGGAACAAGCUGAGGCUCUUUAUGCUGCAGGAGAAGCAAAACUGGGCACCAAUGAGGAAGUUUUUAAUAAGAUUAUGGCGCACGAAAGCUAUGAACAACUGAGACUUGUGUUUGAUGAGUACAAGAAUGUCUCAGGACGGACAAUCGAACAGGCAAUCAAGGAUGAGCUGGGGGGACCUCUGCAUGAUGCUAUGAUGGCAGUCAUUCAAUGCGUUCAGAACCCCUUGACGUUUUAUGCCAAGCAGCUGCAGAAUGCUAUGGCAGGAUUGGGAACUAAUGACACUACCUUGAUCCGUAUCAUCGUCAGUCGCUGUGAAAUUGACCUUGGAAACAUCAAGAAGGAGUAUGAACGGCUUUACGGAAAAACAUUGGAAAGUGUUGUUAAGGCCGAGGCAAGCGGCAACUACGAGAGUGCUCUCCUUGGCCUCAUUGAUGGAAAUGCAAGUUGAAAGCCAACAGCUUCAUCACUGCGCCUAUAUUUAUAUAUUCCAUUAUAUUUAUAAAUUUUUUAGCUCCAUCACAUUUGAAUGUUUUAUACCCUAGUUACAACCAAAAGAUAAAUGUUUUCGUUGAGCAAAACAUUAUUAACUAUUAAAUUGUAGUAAGGAUUUUAAAUUAAAUAAUUGUUUACAACACUGUUUGGAUUCCUUAAUCAUAUAUUCAAGUUAUUGCCAGCUUUUGAUUUGGUUUGGAUUGAUAUCAUUGAUAACCAAAAGUUCAAAACUCUUGUAAUACAGUAGAUAUUAAAAGAUAUAGAGGACCUCUUUUAGCGGAGUAAUAGUCUUGCAUCAACAAGUGAAUUUUUAUAUACCUCAGCACACUGUUGCUUUGCUGCUUCAGUAAUGUUCUGUAUGUAAUUAGAACAAAUAAUAAAUGUAUUUGUCAAAGUACAAUUUUAACCAACUUCAUUCAACACAAAUUAAAAACAAAGUGAACAAGUAAACAUUAUAACCAGCUGAUAAUAGUUAUAGAAUAAAUAUAAGCAAUAAGUAAAGGUAGACUAGGAUGUAACACCUCCCCUUCUUAGUGAGUUUCAUAAGUUAAGUCUAUCGACGGGUUUAUGUGUCCGUUUUGAUCGUCUCACUGUCAUAGCGGAAGCUGGUGCCACUGGAACAUCUGAUAUGUUGUUACUGGUCUCUGGAUCAUCUGGUAUGUUGGGAUCAUUGGUCUCUGGAUCAAUGUUGUGAUAAUUUGUUACAUGGUCUUCGGUGGGUUCCUCUCUGACUUCUCCAAAAUUUGUUGGUAUGAAUACUUGAUUUACUUCUUAACUUAAAAGCCUGACACUACACCAGUUUUUAAAAAAGCUAGACCACUACCUUAUGCUUUGUUACCAAAAGUUAGUGCAGAAAUCGACAGACUAGAAAAAGAAGGUAUAAUUACAAAGGUGAAUCAGAGUUCUUGGGCUACUCCAGUUGUACCGAUUAUGAAGGCAAAUGGGAAUAUCAGACUGUGUGGAGACUACAAAGUAACCCUCAAUCCCCAUUUGGUAAUACCAGAACACAACAUGCCCCGCAUUGAUGAUAUUUUGGCCAGAAUGGGUAAUUCGACUAAAUUGACAAAGAUUGAUAUAUCCGAAGCUUACCUACACAUGUCAGUGAAAGAAGAACACAGAGAAUUGCUCACAAUCAAUACACACAAAGGUCUAUAUCGAGUGAAUCGUCUACCAUUCGGAAUUGCAAGUGCACCUGCUAUUUGGCAAUCAGCAAUGGAAAAUAUUCUACAAGGUAUUGAUGGUGUUGAUGUUUUCUUUGACGAUGUCAAAAUAACAGCCCACAGUGAGGAAGAACAUUUGAAAAGACUCCGUGCUGUAUUAAAUCGGUUCAAAGACAACGAUUUACACAUUAACGUUUCUAAAUCUCAAUUCCUUGUACCAGAGAUUGACUUUCUUGGUUACCAUGUCUCGUCAAAGGGAAUAAGUAAAAGUAAACAUAUUACUGAAGCAAUAAGAAACCUGAAGAGACCAAGUAAUGUGAAAGAAGUUAGAUAAAUCCUUGGGUUGAUAAGUUACUAUCGAAAGUUUAUUCCAAACUUAAGUGAAAAGAUGCAAGCCACUAUUAAUCUCACAAGAGCUAAUGUACCUUUUAAUUGGACUGAAGAAUGUGAACGAGAUUUUCAAUUGGUGAAGGAGGAAAUGAUGUCAGAGAAUAUACUAUGCCAUUUUGACCCACACUUACCACUCAUUCUAGCAACAGAUGCUAGUCAAUCUGGAAUUUCGGCAAUUCUUUCUCAUGUGUUUCCAGAUGGAAACGAAAGACCUGUUGCAUUUGCUUCCAAAACACUAUCACAAACACAAAAACAAAGUGAACAAGUAAACAUUAUAACCAGCUGAUAAUAGUUAUAGAAUAAAUAAGCAAUAAGUAAAGGUAGACUAGGAUGUAACAAGUAAGGUGUCAGAGGUAACUUAACAAUACCUUAUUGUGUUUUAAAAUGCCAAUUAACUUCCAACAAUCAAUAAUUUUGUUUGUAUUUGGUCUGCAUAUUAUCAUAAACACUUGAUUUUGUUCUUUUUGAAAUUAAACUGGAAAAAAUCACCUACA
Messenger RNA from Macrosteles quadrilineatus (aster leafhopper), 3211 nucleotides. Its product is annotated as annexin B10-like. Gene Ontology annotation, cellular component: cytoplasm. Gene Ontology annotation, molecular function: calcium-dependent phospholipid binding; calcium ion binding. Bases 155 to 1123 code for a protein of 322 amino acids. The transcript is spliced from 9 exons. NCBI's taxonomy places the organism in Eukaryota, Metazoa, Arthropoda, Insecta, Hemiptera, Cicadellidae. The record is from RefSeq and is a predicted model, not a curated record.